CCUCUUCUCACUCAAGUGAUAUUUGGUAGUAAGCGAAUCGACCAAUCACGAACAAGUUUUAAAGAAAAUGUUCCUUUACAUUGUUCGUCUGUAAUUGGUCUAUUCACUUCUGCUUGAGAUUGUCCGUGUGUUUCCGACUUUGCCUUUAAAAAUCUAAUCUAACCUCUCACACAGGCUUGACACAAUCACAUGGUGGAGGAAGAAGUUGUAACUUCUUUCAAACAAUUGAGAAGAUAAUGAGUAAAGAGAUAACAAAUUUUUCAGAUUUAAAGCUGAAUUCUUGGCUUCUUAAACAAUGCGAGUCUAUGGGUUUGAAAAAGCCUACUCUGAUUCAGCAAAAUUGCAUUCCCCAUAUAUUAAAUGGAGAAGAUUGCAUAGGUUGUGCCAAGACAGGAAGCGGUAAGACUCUUGCAUUUGCUCUACCCAUUUUGCAACAGCUAUGUGAGGAUCCAUAUGGCAUAUUUGCUCUUGUGCUGACACCAACAAGAGAAUUAGCUUUCCAGAUUGCUGAUCAAUUUAAUGUUGUUGGUAAAGCUAUCAAUGUUAAAACAUGUGUGGUUGUUGGUGGUAUGGAUAUGAUGGUUCAAGGAUUAGAAUUAUCCAAACGGCCACAUAUAGUUGUAGCUACACCAGGUCGACUGGCAGAUCAUUUGGACAGUUGUGACACAUUUUCUUUGAAGAGAAUUAAAUUUUUAGUACUGGACGAAGCUGAUAGAUUGCUGGGCGGUCAUUUUGACGAGCAGCUAAAAACGAUAUUUGCUGCAGUACCCAAGCAGAAACAAGUAUUAUUAUUCAGUGCUACAAUGACAGAUGCACUUGAUAAAGUAAAACACUUGGCUUCUAGUAAGGUUCACAUAUGGGAAGAAGAGGAUGAUGCUGGCAUCGCCACUGUAAAGGAAUUGGAUCAACGUUAUGUGUUGUGUCCUAAAGAUGUGGUUGAUUCGUUUUUGGUAGAAGUAAUUAGGAUGUUUUAUUCCACGAACAAGAACGGUUCUAUUAUGAUAUUUACAGAUACCUGCAAAAACUGUCAGCUGUUGUCAAUGGCACUGAACGAUGUGGGAUUUACGAACGUAGCUCUUCACGCGAUGAUAAAGCAGAGGGAACGUUUAGCUGCGUUAAAUAAAUUCAAAUCUAAUCACAUUCAAAUUUUAAUCGCUACUGACGUCGCGGCAAGAGGCUUGGACAUUCCAACGGUGCAAUUAGUCAUCAAUCAUAAGAUACCAAAUGUGCCGAAAGAGUACAUUCACAGAGUCGGUAGAACAGCUCGCGCAGGUAGAUGCGGUAUGGCAAUUAGCUUGAUAACGCCAAACGAUAUCAAGUUAUUACAUGCGAUCGAGGACACUAUAGGCACUAAAUUGACAGAGUACAAGGUAGACGAUAAAGAAAUAGUUACGAUCUUGACUCAAAUAUCGGUAGCAAAACGGGAGGCAGAGAUUAGAUUGGACGAGACUGACUUUUACGAAAAGAAAUUAAUCAAUAAACGAAAGAAAUUAAUUUUAGAAGGUAAGGAUCCGGAUGAGGUAGAGAAGCUUUUGGAAGAACAAAAAAAGAAAAAACGUAAAAAAUACAAAAAAAAGAAUGCAAAUGAAGAACAAACAAAAUAAAAUUG
Messenger RNA from Pseudomyrmex gracilis, 1609 nucleotides. RefSeq names its product probable ATP-dependent RNA helicase DDX49 (gene Dbp45A). The transcript has 6 exons. NCBI's taxonomy places the organism in Eukaryota, Metazoa, Arthropoda, Insecta, Hymenoptera, Formicidae. The record is from RefSeq and is a predicted model, not a curated record. Gene Ontology annotation, molecular function: RNA helicase activity; ATP binding; nucleic acid binding. Bases 237 to 1604 code for a protein of 455 amino acids.